This is a messenger RNA of Closterium sp. Naga37s-1, 1521 nucleotides long. NCBI's taxonomy places the organism in Eukaryota, Viridiplantae, Streptophyta, Zygnematophyceae, Desmidiales, Closteriaceae. The record is from the annotation of a GenBank genome assembly.
AUGGAGCUAGGGUCAGAGGUAGGGCGGAAACAGGGAGGGAGUGAUGGCAGGGUGGUGUUUGAAGAGAGGCUUGCGCCCGCACAUGCCGCCAGUGAGUCCAACGCACUAACCACUCCAUCUCGCCGCGUCGCAUGCAGAUCGCACGCGGCGGCUGAUGUGGAGGAAGGCGCGCAGCAGGCGGAUCUCCGCUCGCCCCUCCUCUCCGUCGGCGGAAGCGCGGGCCCGAAGGAGCGCCACCACCACCACAGCAACAGCAUAGGCGGCGGCGCGGGCCCUUCCCCCGGCGGCGGGGGAAGCUCCGCGUCCGAGGGGAAGCUCGCGAGCUUCUUCCGCGCGGACUCCGCGUCUGAGCGCAAGCGCGACGACAACUGGGCGGUGGGCGCGAGCGGGGGCGGGCGGCGGUCGCGGCGGUUCCAGGUGGCGGGGAGCGCGCUGGUGUCGGGCAUGUGCUACUGCGCUUCGUCGUGCUCCAUGAUUCUACUCAACAAAGUGGUGCUGUCGGCACCCUGCAUCAUGCUAGCAUCAAUUCUCUUACGCCGCUCCCUGCCUUCUCCUCCUCUACUGUCCUUCUCACCGCCCUCCCUGCCUUCCGCACCUGUGCAUCGCCUCCUCACUCACCCCCCCCUCCCCGUGCACACGGCCCACAAUCCCACAAUACCAUAUGGCUAUGGUUUCGUGCGCGCAUUGCAGAACCUGGUGAGCGUGACAGUGGUGCUGGUGCUGGUGUAUAUGGGCGUCAUUGCCACGGAGCCCCUCACGCUGCGACUCAUGACCGUCUGGUUACCAGUCAACCUCAUCUUCGUUGGCAUGCUCGUCACCUCCUUCUUCAGGUGCUCUCCCUCCUUCAGGUGCCCUGUCUGUUUCUUCAGUCUACAGUACAUGCAGGUGGCCAUGGUGACGAUACUGAAGAACGUGACGAACCUGAUAACAGCGGUGGGCGAGAUGUACCUCUUCCGCAAGCGCCACUCCUCCAAAGUCUGGGGCUCGCUCUUCCUCAUGAUCCUAUCGGCCUUCUGUGGCGGCUUCACAGACCUGGCUUUCCACCCAGUGGGCUACACGUGGCAGAUCUUCAACUGCUUCUUCACCGCCGCGUACUCGCUAACGCUGCGCAGGGUGAUGGACAGUGCCAAGGCGGCGACCAAGAGCGGGCAGCUCUCGGAGUUCACAAUGGUGCUGCUCAACAACGCGCUCUCCUUCCCUCCCGCCAUCCUCCUCAUCAUCGCCUUCAGUGAAACCAAAUACCUUCUCCACUCUCCGCUGAUGCUGAACGGGGGGUUCUGGGUGGCGGUGACGCUGAGUGGGCUGCUGGGACUCGCCAUCUCCUUCACCUCCAUGUGGUUCCUGCACCAGACCUCGCCCACCACCUACAGUCUGGUGGGGUCGCUGAACAAGAUCCCACUCUCCCUCUUCGGCAUCAUUCUCUUCAACGCCCCCACCAACGCUGCCAACAUCUCCUCCAUCCUCUUCGUGCAUCGACCCCCCCCCUCUCCCCUCCAUCCUCUUGGGUGCGUGCCGCACUAG